Messenger RNA from Dendroctonus ponderosae (mountain pine beetle), 1388 nucleotides. It is a transcript of the gene shrb, whose product is annotated as charged multivesicular body protein 4b. The transcript is spliced from 5 exons. Gene Ontology annotation, biological process: vesicle budding from membrane; late endosome to vacuole transport via multivesicular body sorting pathway. NCBI's taxonomy places the organism in Eukaryota, Metazoa, Arthropoda, Insecta, Coleoptera, Curculionidae. The record is from RefSeq and is a predicted model, not a curated record. The coding region runs from base 136 to 798 and encodes 220 amino acids. Gene Ontology annotation, cellular component: multivesicular body; ESCRT III complex; cytoplasmic side of plasma membrane.
GUAUCCCAUCAUUUAUCUGUCUUUGCAGUUGACGUCUGUCACCUUUUGUUAAACACUUCAAUGGUGACUUUUUACGUUGUUUAUUGAAAUCUGACUCAUAGUUAUUAAUUACGCCAGUUGGUUUUGAUUGAAAAAAUGUCGUUCUUCGGGAAAUUAUUCGGGGGCAAGAAGGAGGAAGCGCCCUCGACCAGCGACGCCAUCCAGAAACUAAGAGAAACCCAAGAUCUGCUGGCGAAAAAACAGGAAUACCUAGAAAAGCAGAUAGACGACUGUAUUUUAACUGCUAGGAAAAAUGCCUCAAAAAACAAAAGACUUGCUUUGCAAGCCCUGAAGAAGAAGAAGCGACUGGAAAAGACCCUGCAGCAGGUGGAUGGGACUUUGACAACCCUCGAAUUACAAAAAGAUGCGUUGGAAGGCGCAAACACCAAUGCUGCAGUUCUGAUUUCGAUGAAAGAUGCAGCUGCUGCCCUCAAAAAUGCCCAUAAGAAUCUGGAUAUCGACAAUGUCCAUGAUAUAAUGGACGACAUAGCUGAGCAACAUGAUAUAGCCAACGAAAUAUCGAAUGCAAUCAGCAGCCCUGUAGGCUUUGGGGAAGACAUAGAUGAAGAUGAACUGAACAAGGAAUUAGAAGAGUUAGAAGAGGAGGAAUUAGAAAAAGGUCUUAUUGAUGUGCCUGGACCUACGAAAUUACCAGAUCUUCCCGACGUCGAAGAAGUGGAGAAGGAAAAAGUCAAAAAGCCAGCAAAAAAAGUCGAAGAUCAUGACGACUUGAAAGAAUUGGAAAACUGGGCCUUAUAAAUAAAUACCCGUUACGAAAUGUUAAUAAACCGCAAACUUAGGAGAAGGUAGACGCUGCAGUGUUCUAAUUUUAAUUUUGUAGCCUUCAUUAUUGGAACCUCUAAAUCCUUUUUUAAUUAACGCUAUCUUGGAAAGAAUUAGCUUGAUAAAGGAUUUAACAGCGUCUUUAGCACAUUUUCAACGAUCUAAGCAUUUUAGUAAAACUAUCCGAUAUUUGUUACAUUAAUCAACUUAGUUAUGUAUAUAAAAAUUAUUUUGAAGAAAACAACACAGUUUUUUUAUGAUAGAUAUUUCACUAAGAAUAUGAACAUUAUAAGGUUAAAUUCAAAUCUAUUUGUAUUAAGAUGCAAAAAGGAUGUAUUUCUUUAAGAUUGAUAUCUGAACAACUGAAGGGAACUGUUAUUUCUUUAAAGUAAGUUCUCAACAAUUCUAAUAUUAGAAAACAGGAUAGUGCUUUUUCUGAUGCACAUUAUUAAUGAAUUUUUUUCCAUAAACGAAAACUCUGGAAAUUACAUAAUCAAAUAUUCAGAACUACAUUAUAAAUGAAGUGUGACAUAAUUAGUGAAAUAAUAAAAUACAUUUUAUAACAA